Syngnathus typhle (broad-nosed pipefish) is the source of this 2246-nucleotide messenger RNA. Its product is annotated as THAP domain-containing protein 2-like. Bases 431 to 1069 code for a protein of 212 amino acids. The record is from RefSeq and is a predicted model, not a curated record. The transcript has 6 exons. NCBI's taxonomy places the organism in Eukaryota, Metazoa, Chordata, Actinopteri, Syngnathiformes, Syngnathidae.
UCUUUUUAGAUUUUUGGUGUAUUCGUCUGGAUGUAACAGGGACAAACUUAUACAUGAACGUUUUUUAAAGUUGUUUUCAGAGCUGUGGGUAUUUGUAAUUACUACUAAAUUCAUUCUCUGGGUCUAUUAACUAAUUCAGAGAGCCCAUCAUCGAAUUUAGAAAUGAUGGAACGUUUAUUUGACGGUGUUAGCAGCACCUACUCGCCGUAGUAAGGCCUUUAAAUUGUAAUUGAAGCAUAAUAUCUGAAGGGGGCAGUAGUACGCUAAAUCGCCGUCUACAAUGUCGGAAAUAUAAACGAAGAAGAAGAACGCUGACCGGAAAUGCAGGGCAGCCAUCAUGCGUUGCCAUUUGCUAAAGCGCGACUAAAAAACGCGAACGUAGACUCUUGUCUUUGGUGUUUGUACAAUAUUUUCUAUCUCCACAGCAAAAAUGCCACAGUGUGUAGCAUACGAUUGUUCCAAUAAGUCCGGGAGAAGCUCUACAUGCACAUUUCAUCGAUUCCCGAAAGAUGAAAAAAUGUGCCGAGAGUGGGUCCGAGCGUUGAGGAGGAAGAACUUCACGGCGACGCCCGGUGUCACAUUGCUCUGCAGCGACCAUUUCCUGGAAGCCGACUUUGACCGAAGUGGCCAGACGACUCGGCUCAAGCAAGGCGUCAUACCGAGCGUCUUUAAAUUUCCUCUAUGGCUGCAAAAGAAACUGAAGGUGCGGAAAGCCGACAAACCCAUUUCGUCCGAACCCCAACCGGACUCGAAAGCCGCCGCGGUGUCGGCGACGCGACUUUCCGCGGCGGAUCACAACUACUGCCUUGACCCCGACCCCCGAAAAGUGAAGCGCAAGCUGGACAGCGCCCAAGACACCAUCAGAAGCCUUCAGAGAAAAAUGAAGGUUUCUCAUCAGAAAACGCGACGUUUGAGGAAAAGGGUGGAGAGCUUGACGAGCAUUUUGAAAGACCUGAAGAGCAACGGCAAGGUUUCGGACGAUAGCGCCCAGAUUCUGGCUUCAACUUUUCUGGAGUCCUUCACACUCUCCUUAAUUGAGGAGUCGACCGACGACCAAUUGCCGACUUGACUCGAGACGCCGGAUUCCUCGCUUGGUGGCAUGUAAAAAUUGUUAUUCACUGCUGCUUUCAGUUUUAUAAACUGUGUGAUGUACUGAAACUCACAAAAGGCACAAUAAUAGACUUUCAAAUGGAAACAGAAUGACUUGUCAUGUCAUUGAAUUCAAGUCAAACUAAGUCUCAUGGAUGCCAAGUCAGCUUGAGUCAAGACUUUGUAGUAAAAAUAGCAAUUUAACCUGGGUCAAGUUGAUCCGUUUGGAAGAUGUAGAAAUUAAUAAAUUCAACUUUGUCUCUUAGCCUGUUUUUCAUGUUAGUUUUUUUUAAAUAUACACCAAAAAAAUGCAGCACGUUAUGUUGUUGUUGCUUUUUGUUUUUCGUGGUCCCAUGAACGUUGUUUGGAAACCAACAUAGUUAUUAAGUCAACUUGAGUCCAAGUCAUGAGAUUGGAGUUGUUUGGAUGCAAUGGGCAACAAAGGAAGUUCAUACUUUACAAAUUUGAAAGAAUUUACAUUCCUGCUAAAUUCCUGAUAUUAAUCUGAUCUGGAUUUAUUUUUCCGCAGUACAUCAUUGUACAUAAAAAUAAUGUCAUUUUGGCACUGUUACAUUUGAUUAUAGCACUUUAAAUGUUUAUAUGAGGUCCCUAAAUUAACACGUUUUGGUUACAGAUUAAUAUCAAACACGUCAUGCAAUACGUCAUGUAUAUUCAUCUGUCUUUGUUGCGCUCUAAUGAUUAAACUCAACUAUCAGAAACGCUGGACUCGUUUUCCCAGGAUGCACCGCUCCUCAGUGACGUUUCAGGCUACUACCAAUGACGCAUCUUUAUGACGUCAUUCCGAGACCGCUUUUCUUUGACCGACUGACCCGUUCGCUAUGCGAGCCAAGUGGAGAAAGAAGCGCAUGCGCAGACUGAAGCGCAAAAGGAGAAAGAUGAGACAGAGGUCCAAGUAAGAUGAUCCCGAAUUCAGCCACUUGCCCAUUUUUCGAUCGACGGACGGAUGGAGAAUGCAGCAGGAGUGUCUCGUGGAAGUCUUAACAUCUAAAAGCGUGUCCUCAACACAAUGAGUUGACGCCUGCAGGUUGAUGAUGGACUUUUCCUCUGGACUCUCAUCCUGGACUUUCUGGUCUUUCAACUUUGCUUCGUUGUUCAACCUUUUGUGUUUAUGUUAAAUAAAGGUUUGGGUGUAGAAA